This is a messenger RNA of Lathyrus sativus (Indian pea), 1431 nucleotides long. NCBI's taxonomy places the organism in Eukaryota, Viridiplantae, Streptophyta, Magnoliopsida, Fabales, Fabaceae. The record is from the annotation of a GenBank genome assembly.
AUGGGUGCUCUCAAUUUAGAAGAAUGUCCACUGAAAUUUCAUUUCAUUCCUUAUCCUGCACCUGGCCAUAUGAUCCCUCUUUGCGACAUAGCUACACUCUUCGCCUCUUGCGGUCACCAUGUCACUAUCAUUACAACUCCUUCUAAUGCUCAAAUCCUUUUCAAAUCCAUCCCUUCCCACUACCAUAUCCGUCUCCAUACUGUUCCGUUUCCUUCCUGCCAAGUAGGCCUCCCGCUCGGCGUUGAAAACCUUGCCUCUGUUAACAAUGUUGAGAACUCCUACAAGGUUCACCAGGCUACCAUGUUGCUCCAAUUACCUAUCAGCCAAUUUGUGGAGCAAGAUGCACCGGAUUGCAUCGUGGCGGACUUUAUGUUCUUGUGGGCAGAUGAGUUGGCAAACAAGCUUCAUGUUCCUAGACUUGCCUUCAACGGUUUCUCUCUCUUUGCCAUAUGUGCCAUGGAAUCUCUCAAGGCACAGAACUAUGCAUCGUCUGUCAUUAAGGGUCUUCCUCAUUGUAUCACCUUGAAUGCAACACCACCCAAGGCAUUGACCAAAUUUAUGGAAGCAUGGCUGGAAACGGAGCUCAAAAGCUACGGGCUCAUUGUCAACAACUUCACUGAACUUGACGGAGAAGAGUACAUCGAGCAUUACGAGAAAACCACUGGUCAUAAAGCUUGGCAUCUCGGACCAGUUUCUCUCAUUUGUAGGACCACUCAAGAAAAAGCGGAUAGGGGGCAAACAAGCACAGUGAGCGUUGAUGAGUGCUUGAGCUGGCUAAACUCAAAACAGCCAAACUCAGUACUCUACAUAUGUUUUGGGAGCCUAUGCCAUUUCUCUGAUAAGCAGUUGUAUGAGAUUGCAAGUGCGAUAGAAGCAUCAGGUCACCAAUUCAUAUGGGUUGUCCCUGAAAAGAAAGGGAAGAACGAGAGAAAUGACAGGAACGAAAAAUGGAUGCCAAAGGGAUUUGAAGAGAGGAACAUAGGAAUGAUCAUAAGGGGGUGGGCACCACAAGUGGUGAUUUUAGGCCACCCUUCUAUAAGUGCAUUCUUGACGCACUGCGGAUGGAACUCCACUGUGGAGGCUGUUAGCGCAGGGGUUCCAAUGAUCACGUGGCCAGUGCACGAUGAACAAUUCUACAAUGAGAAAUUAAUCACUCAGGUGCGAGGUAUUGGUGUAGAGGUGGGGGCAGAAGAGUGGAGCAUCAUUGGUUUCAUGGAGAGGGAGAAGUUAGUGGGUAGAGACAUCAUAGAGAAAGCUGUGAGAAGGUUGAUGGACGGUGGAAUUGAAGCUGAUGAAAUACGACAUCGCGCACAAGAGUAUGCAGUAAAGGCCAAACGAGCUGUUCAAGAAGGUGGAUCGUCCCACAAAAAUUUAAUGGCCCUGAUUGAUGAUCUUAAACGACGGAGGGGAUAUAAGGCAUUAGAUUCAUAA